GCAGUGUCGAUUACACCUUGGUCCUUUCUUCAAUGAAACCGCAAGACUUCUUAUUGUCUUCUACCACCAUUUAAUUUUUCACCUAAAAUUUAUUACAGUCAUUGUUAUUUCCUGUAGUAAUAAAGUUUGAAUUCAGUCCAUUUUCUCAACAUGCGAUUGCUUAUCCUAUACUGCCUCGUUGCUGUCAUAGAAGCCGGAUUUUUCGAUUUUCUCACCGGUGGAAAUCAUGAACAAGUUCACGAGAUCAGCCCAGAUCCCGGCGAGAUUGGCGGAGCACGCAAAAACCCAAAUCUAGGAGAUGAAAUCCACAUUCCGCGCGGAAGUUCAGAAAAUCCAAAUGCUGGAGCUGAGAUUCAUAUUCCCAGCAACCGCGUCCCGGUGCAGCCCGUUCCUCCCACAACAACACAUACGCCAUUUUCGACAACUUUUGAACCGACCACAACAUUGAGAAGGUUUCUGCCGUCGCCCAACGAAUUCAAUCCCACUGGAAAAGACUGUCCCUCUCGCGCAGAUGCAUUUUGCUCAGGCUCAAAGUACUCCUAUCUCUUCUAUGGCAACAAAGUAUACUCGAUACUAGGCGAUAGGGUAGUUUCGUCAAAUAGAAUUGAUGAACUAUUCCCAUCAGGCCCUAAUUCAGUGAAUGCCGCUGUAUAUGACGUGGAAAACGAAAUCGUUGUCUUAGUGCAUGAACGAUCAGUUUACGGUUACAAAGUGAUUGGAGCAAACACGAUGAGACUAGAUUCUUCUUACCCUAAGGAACUACCUUCUGCAGUUUUCACUCCAAACGGGGCAAUGAGAUGGCAUGACAAGCGGCAAAUGCUUUUGUCGAAUGGUGGAAAGUUUGCCUUAUAUGACGAAAACUGGAACAAAUCACUAAUGACAGGAAGGAUCAAUGACUAUUUCAAAGGAUUACCUGACAAUGUCCGAGGAGUUUCGAGGUGGGAAGACGGUCAAGCGAAGGUUUACACGAAAAAUCUAGUUUUCACUUACAAUGUUGCUAACACUGGAGUGGCAGGAGAUGGAAUUCCUAUUGCAGCAUUCUUCAAGUGUCAAUAAAUGUAAUAGCCGUUGACUUCAGCAUUAACCUAUGGCCAUUUCAAGAAAAACUCACCAGGGGCGGUAUGUAUCAAUCGUCCGUCCGGGUAAUGAUUUCCAUUCAGGUAGUAUCCGCCUCAGAGCUC
This is a messenger RNA of Cylicocyclus nassatus, 1181 nucleotides long. The record is from the annotation of a GenBank genome assembly. NCBI's taxonomy places the organism in Eukaryota, Metazoa, Nematoda, Chromadorea, Rhabditida, Strongylidae.